Aureobasidium namibiae CBS 147.97 is the source of this 3063-nucleotide messenger RNA. Its product is annotated as MMS19 nucleotide excision repair protein-like protein. Gene Ontology annotation, cellular component: cytosolic [4Fe-4S] assembly targeting complex. The coding region runs from base 1 to 3063 and encodes 1020 amino acids. The record is from RefSeq and is a predicted model, not a curated record. The transcript is spliced from 2 exons. Gene Ontology annotation, biological process: iron-sulfur cluster assembly. Lineage: Eukaryota; Fungi; Ascomycota; Dothideomycetes; Dothideales; Saccotheciaceae.
AUGUCCGACAUACAGCUUUACCUAGUCGAGGCCGACAAGAACAAGGACGAGGCUAGAAGGCUGGCCGCUCGCUCUGCGGAUGCUCUUGCCAAUGGAGACCUCAAGCUUGUCCAACUCAUCGAAAAUGCCGGCGAAUACAUCAAUCACGAGGAUCCCUCAAUGCGAAUCAAGUCGCUUUCCUACCUGGCUGAUGUUCUGGAACAAGUCGCACCCAAGGUCUUGAAAGGUCAACAGCGUAAUCUCCUAUGCGGCUUCAUUCUCACCAGAGUUGCCGAUGAUACAGAGGGUACAGGUCAUUGUGCCAGGGCACUGAUGGCUCUGGAGAAACUUGGUAAAUGGGACUCGGAAACAGCGGCCAACAUUGCAAAUACCUUCGUGAGUGAUUCCCAAACUCUACGGGAUCACAAGUUGCAAAGCGAGCGUUUCACAAUCCUUCAGCUUCUGGAUCUGUUGCUCAGGAACUACCGCAAAGCUCUCAAGGAUCUGCACAACGAUGACCAUGACUUCUUGGCCAGAUUCAUUACCUACUUUGAUGGCGAGAAGGACCCUAGGAACCUGAUGGUUGUCUUUUCUAUCCUCCAGGUGCCCAUGACUGAGUGGGAUCUCGGUCCGCAUGCCCAGGACCUUUUCGAUUCGGUCUUCAACUACUUCCCUAUCACAUUCAAGCCGCCUCCGGGCGAUCCGUAUGGUAUUACUGCGCAAGAUCUCAAGGGGCGUCUUCAAGAUUGCAUCUCGGCCUCGUCAGACUUUGCUCCGUACUCGUUCCCUGCACUGCUCGACAAACUUGAUUCUAGCUCUAUCAACACAAAGCGCGAUGUUCUAGCGGCUGUCAAGGGUUGCGUCAACAACUACGAGCCUACUACCAUUUCUUUGUACUCCGUCACUCUUUGGGACUCGCUCAAGUUUGAGAUCUUGAAUGUCGAGGAGGAAGACUUGGCACAGGAGGCACUUGCCAUUCUCGCUGCGAUCGCCAAUCAGCUGAGCAAAGUGCAAGAAGGUGCUCUCACUGCCUACCUCAAGCCUGUUAUCAAAGAGUGCAAUGAACACCUGGAAGACGCUCCCACCAAGCAAUCCCAGGCUGCUGGUCGCAUCAUCAACAGCAUUGCAAAGACUUCUCCCGAGCUUGCCAACACAAUGACCAAGGCUACCCUCCCUCAUUUGUUCGAGCUGUUCCAGUCAUCGGAGUCAAUCGCUAAACGUCGUGGUCUGAUCGAGGUCCUCAACUCGUUGAUCAGCGCGACAAAAGACGUCUCGGAUCAAUGGAUGAUCUACAACACCGAAGGCAUCCUCGUGGCAGAUCGUGCCGAUGAGAGUGCGUUGCGCGACUGGAGUGCAGAAGCUCUCGAAGCCAUGCUCAGAGCUGUUGUGAACGCUCCCAAGUCCGAAGUUUCUUUCCGUCUGUUUGCCAUCGCGGGUCUCAUCGGUAUGAUCAAGAUCCCAAAGUUGUUGGCCGAUAGCGAUGUUUCACGUAUCAUCGAAUCGUUCACAGACAUCAUCAUUCAAGAACGAUCUGCUACGAACUCAGAAGUUGAAGGAGCAGCUAUCAGUGGAUUGGCUGUGGCUGCUCACCACAGUCCGAUCGUUACGUCGGAGAAGGCUCUACCCACCUUCCUUGCCGAGUUGCCAGACAACCCUACCACGGGUACGGGGUACGAGAAGAUCCUCGAGGCAUUUACCAAGCUCAGCACAGAGACACAAGUCUUUGAUACGAUUGUGUUGCGCUUGAAGAACAAGCUUCAAGCUGCUCUGCAUCAACAAGCAAACAUCACCUACAUUCACGCGCUGUUGAUGGCCAUACUCUUCGCUUUCUCCAAUGGAUCUCCUGGCACCGAAGACGGCAUCAUCAAGUUCUCGUAUUUCUCAGACAUCGCGAAGCCACUUCUAGACCAAGCUCUGGGCCUCUCAGAAGGGACUUCUCGCUCUUUGAGCGAUCACACAAGCACAGACAUCAUUGGGCGUAUCAGCAACAUCAUACUCAAACCACAAACAAUGCAUCUGCAGAAUCAAGUACUGGCGGAGUAUGAGUCCGCAUUCAACUCUUUCGGAAAGGAUACAUCCGAUGCCUACUCCAAAGCUGCCGUCAUCGCUUCGCUACAUCUCAACGCUGCUUUCCAACGGGAGUCAAUGACUCCGGAGUCAGCCACCAACCUACUCGGUGCGCUGGCCCGUACCGCAAAUAGUCAAUCCACGUUGCCAGCCGUGCAGCUCUCCGCCCUUCGACAGACUGCCUUGGUAGUAAACAAAUUCAUACCACCGGCAGAUCUAGAGCAAGCCUUGGUCAACACUUCUACGGACGUAGCGUCUCUGCUCGGCCAGACUCGCUCCUCCGAGUCCAUCAUUCUAGCCUUCUCUGUCGUGAAGGGCUUGUUAAUCCAGGGCAAGAGCAACAAAUACACCACAGCUUAUCUUCAAAGCUUGUUGGAAUUAUUAUCGGAUACAACAUUUGGAAGCGUGGCAGCUCGUGGCUUCGUGACGAUCCUCGCACCUGACGACAUCUUGUCAAAAGAGAAUCACUGCUACGUUUCUGGCCUCUAUAAACAGAAAACGUUCAACCAGACAGUACCUGCCAUCUCCGCUUCCAGCAAAUCCGCUGACUCGGCCGUAAAGCCAAACUACCUGGUUGCAUUAUCUGGAAUACUCAGAUGGCUGCCCUACACGAUUAUUGAGAACUCUUUGUCAACGCUUGUGUUGCUGCUACUUCAAUCUCUCGAUCUGCAGGAUCAAACCCACCAGGAUGUCAAAUCUGCCACGUUGGUCUCGUUGGAGACUGUAAUCACGCAAAACGCAUCCGCACUCUUCGAGCACGCUUCUUCGUUGAUCUCGCGUUUGCUCGCAUGCACAGCGGCGCCAGACAACACACCGCAGGUUCGUAAGGCUGCUCUGCGUUGCUUGACGCUUCUCCCAACUCAGUUUAAACGGGAAGCGGUGGUGCCGUAUAGGAGACAAGUUGUUAAGCGCUUGAUGGGCUGUCUUGACGAUGGCAAGCGAGCUGUGCGCACGGAAGCGGUCCGUUGCAGGACUGCUUGGCUUGGCCUCGAUCAAGAGGAUUCGGACGAGGAGUAG